Molecule: messenger RNA, 378 nt
Organism: Schistosoma rodhaini
Lineage: Eukaryota; Metazoa; Platyhelminthes; Trematoda; Strigeidida; Schistosomatidae
Source: the annotation of a GenBank genome assembly
AUGAAACAUUGGUGUUUAUAUGUUUUGGCUGCGAUUUUCAUUAUCAAUGUGAAAGCGGAACCAACGGAAACAGAAUAUUCAGCUAACACUGAGAACGAACGAAAUGUCAAUGUUCAAACAAGGCAGGAGAGAGCGAAAAUCGAACAUUUUAGAAGAAUGUUUAUUUUGAAUUCGAUAGCUCAUGCAUCGAAAAGAAGUGAUGUACAAAUACCACGAAUUUCCAUAUUCGUCAAUGAAACGGCCGAAGCUAUAAAGGCUGAAAAGCGGAGGAAAGAUGCCCGAGAAGACAGAAUCAACUAUUUAAAGCAUGUUAUCGGAAAUUUGGAUAGACGUGGAAACGCAACUACUUCAGGAACGAAUGAGAAAACUGAUGGAUAA